Molecule: messenger RNA, 1547 nt
Organism: Lytechinus variegatus (green sea urchin)
Lineage: Eukaryota; Metazoa; Echinodermata; Echinoidea; Temnopleuroida; Toxopneustidae
Product: probable G-protein coupled receptor No18
Exons: 1
Coding region: 37-1092 (351 amino acids)
Biological process (GO): G protein-coupled receptor signaling pathway
Cellular component (GO): membrane
Molecular function (GO): G protein-coupled receptor activity
Source: RefSeq, a predicted model, not a curated record
CAUUUUGUAGCAGUCAUAUAUUUUUCGGUAGAAGUUAUGGAUAAUUCAACAAUAUCUGGCGAUCGGACACCGAUUCAUCCUUCCGUGUAUAUCAUUUCCGCGUCAUUUAUCAUCUUGGUAUCUAUUACUGGUAUUGUAGGCAACGGUCUAACCAUUCUUUCUGUAUUCUUAUCGGCCAAAUUGAGAACCAAAACAAAUGUCUUUGUGGUCAACCUGGCAUUCGGAGAUUUGCUGGUUUGCUUGUGUAUUCCAGUGCAGGCCGUGACUCUCUUAUCACCCCGUGAGCCGCCCAUGUCAGAUAUUCUAAUACAACUGAUUGGAGUCGUGGGUAAGGUGUUAGUGUCCAACACAAUCUUCACCUUAGCUGUUAUUGCCUUUAUGAGGUGUGUUAAGAUUACAAAACCAUUGGGUCUCUUCGACGAUCUUUUCACUACACCAAGAAUUGCAACAAUCGUUGCCGGUUCUUGGGCCUUAUCAGCAAUGAUCACUACCAUGAUCUUCUUUUUAGGAGGAAGGCAUUUUCGUUAUGACUCUGAUGCAAGGCUGUUCAGUCCCAGCGCAAUCGCCGUAUCAAAGAUAGCUGCGGUUGCUUGCCAUAUUACUGAUGGAGCUUAUGUCGUUCUUUCUAUCUUGAUCAUAUUCAUCUCUUACAUCAAGAUUAUUGUUUAUUUAAGAGCAAAUACAAGACGAAUAGCCGCCCUCGUAGAUGUACCCCCAGCAGCACUUCGGAAUCAGCCCCCGAUAGCUCUUCAAGCAAGGAACCAGGGACAGGCUGCAAGACAAGAACGUCCCAAUCAGAUGGCAGAGAACAGAUUUCGGGCUCGUGAAGUCAAGGUCACAAAGAAUUUGGCUUUGGUUACUGCGGUGUUUCUUGUAUCUUUUCUACCUCUUCCCUUCGUACCAAACCGUUCUAACCCAUAUCUGCUUAUAUUUGAUUUUUGUUUGAUUUGGAGCAACUCUGCAAUAAACCCGCUCAUCUAUGCCUUCAGACAUGCAGAUUUUCGGAAGGUAUAUCGGUGCAUUUUAUCUAGGUCUUUCAAGGACAUUCCUUUUCCUUCUCGCCAAUUGCGAGCUAUGUUACCAGACCAAUAAUGCAAAUUACUGCUUACAUUCCUCGAAUCGUAUAUUAGUUCUGUAUUAUUUGGUACUUUUUCUUUUGAAUAAAAUAUUGGCGAAGGCUAGUGAAGUUCAAAUGAAUUCGAUUCAAUUUAUAUCUAUCACCUUUAUUAGAAAUCCCGUUAGAAAUAACCCCAACGAUUGUGAUAUUUACACACGGCGAUGGGGAGCGAGGGGGGGGGGUCGUAUGGGGAUGUAUCCUUCAAAAUUUUCGAAACCUGCCUGUGAGAGAGAGUCGUCUCGUCACCAUGAGGGAUUGAUUUAAAAUCUUACGACAUCGACGGGCAAGCAUAUUAUACAUGUUUUGUUCUCACGGGUUAUCCACUAGCUCUGCACUGUUAAACAUGUCAUUGAACAUGUUGAAGAUUACACAAAUAACAUUAUAAAAAAAAAACGUUUAGAAAAUUGUCAUAAUUGUAAUAAUACUAUUU